AUGUUUGCCAGCGAGUCCACUCCCAUGAUGGCCUCGCGUUUUGCGACGGGGCAGUUUCUGGCUCCGUGGUGGAGGAUCGGCGGCCGAGCACGCAACGUAACUAAUGGUUCUCAGUCGCGCCCAUACAACAACCCGGGCUAUCUGCAAAACGGUGGCUCUGGCCUUCAGCCGGGUACCGCCCCUCUCUUGCCUAAUCAGGGCCGAGUUAUCCAGUCCGGUCCCAUCAGGAUUCUCUGCAUCGCCGAUGUUCGAGGAAACCUGAGCUCUCUCAACGAUCUUGCGAAGCAGGCACGAGCCGACCACAUCAUCCACACGGGCGACUUUGGCUUUUACGAUGACUCCUCGCUCGAGCGAAUCGUGGAGAAGACCCUCAAGCACGUGGCCCAAUACUCGCCACUCAUCUCCGAAUCGGUGAAGAAGGCCGUUCAGCAAGUAGGAAAUGGCUCCGUCAAGAGUCGAUUCUCGCCCAGCGAGCUUCCGCUGUCGGAGCUGCCUCUGCUGCUCAGCGGCGCCCUGAAGUUGGACGUCCCCGUCUACACCGUCUGGGGUGCGUGCGAGGACGUCCGCGUGCUGGAGAAGUUCAGAUCCUCCGAGUACAAGGUGCCCAACCUCCACAUCAUCGACGAAGCUCGCUCCAUGCUCCUCGAGAUCGGCGGCGUCAAGCUCCGACUGCUCGGACUCGGAGGUGCCGUCGUCAUGCACAAGCUGUUCGAUAAUGGCGAGGGGCGUACCACGAUCGCUGGCGGGCAGGGCACCAUGUGGACGACGUUGCUGCAGAUGGGAGAGCUCAUCGACACGGCUCAUCGAGUCUACGACCCCACCGAAACCCGCAUCUUCAUCACGCACGCAUCCCCGGCCCGAGAGGGCAUCUUGAACCAGCUUUCCGUGACGCUAAAAGCCGACUUCUCCAUCUCGGCCGGUCUCCACUUCCGAUACGGAAGCUCCUACAACGAGUUCAGCGUGAACCCGACGCUAGAUCACUACCGCGGAAAGCUUGCCGCUUCCAAGGCGUCCUUCAACGACGUUUGGGAAACGGUCAAGGGCGAAGUCCAGCCCGCCAUUCAGCAGAACGAGGCGCAGCAAAACCUCCUCAAGAAUGCUCUUCAGCUCGUCGAGAAGAUGCCCACGACGGCGGCUGGCGGGAACCCCUUUGGCGGACCCGCUGCCGGCAACCAGGCUUCACUGGGACAGGUGGACGAGAGCGCCUUCAAGAACAUGUGGAACUUCAACCUCGCCGACGCCGCGUUCGGCUACCUCGUUCUCGAGAUUCAAGACGGUCGAAUCGGCACCGAGAUGCGCGCCCAAGGAUUCAACUUUUCGCACCGCGGAGCGCAGCAGCAGAAGCAACAGUCGGGCGCCGCCACCAGCGCGCCGCCCGCGUCGGCCGGUAGCCUGUCCGCACCGGCACCGUCGACGCAGACGGCGGCACCCCUGCCCACAAGCCGACAGCCCUCGACGGGCCAGCCACCGAAGGCGACCGUUUCCACGCCGGGAACGCAAACGCCGGCCUCUCCCCAGCCCGGCCAGGGCUCCGCCGGCAUGGCGGGACGAGACUCGGACAAGUCGACGGCGGCCGCCAACGGAUCCGCCAACGGCCCGGAGCCUGGUGCGGGCAAGGCGCAAGCACCCGACUUGAUCGGCCUGUUCGUCAUGAACAUCGGCAGCGAGGAGCAAUGCCGGGACCUUUUCGACGACGAGAGCAAAGGCAAGAUUACGAGGGUAGACAAGCAUGGCGCGCAGAACAAGGUUGUCCAUUUCAAAAGCACCGACGACCGAGAUGCCGUCUUCGCAAGGCUACCUGCCGAGCUCAAGGCCAAAAACCCGGAUGACCGAUCCAAGCCGCUCAUCCGCGUCUACCAGCAGCAAGGCAAGCCGUUCAACAACCGCGGAGGCGCCGGCACCUGGGGAGGCAACCCGCGAGGAGGCUCCUCGGCGAGUGGCUACCGAAGCGCUGGGGGCGCCAGCGACUCCGAGAGCACGCGACGCGGCGGCCGUGGCGGCCGAGGCGGCAGGGGUGGCGAGAGGAGCCGGGGCGGUCGAGGCCGAAGCGGCUUGAAGGCCGAGGCUGGCGCGUCCUCGCCCGCACCAUCCACGCCGGCUGCGGAAUGA
Molecule: messenger RNA, 2109 nt
Organism: Drechmeria coniospora
Lineage: Eukaryota; Fungi; Ascomycota; Sordariomycetes; Hypocreales; Ophiocordycipitaceae
Product: ser/Thr protein phosphatase
Exons: 2
Coding region: 1-2109 (702 amino acids)
Molecular function (GO): hydrolase activity
Source: RefSeq, a predicted model, not a curated record